AUGGUGUUUUGGAUAAUUUCACUUUUGCCAGAAGAGUGGAAACCAGGAGAAACCUUGUAUGGCUGUCCUUGGCAAGCAGUCGUCAUCACUGCUUUAGUUGGAGUGAUAACCAUUGCUCUCUUCUUUUGGAGGACAGUGUUUGAGGUAAAGAAGAAAGAAUACCUUGUGGAUGAAAAAAGGUUCACAGAGCAAUUGCAGGCCCUUGUGAAAGAGAAGAACGAUGCUCUCACAAAGAUGUCUGAACUCCAGAAGCAGACUGAGCAACUCAAGGAAAACCAAAAGCAAUCAAAGGAGACGGUUAGUAGUUCAGUGAAAAGGAUGCAAGACCUGGAGAGUAAAGUUUUGGAGGCACAAUCACGCAAUGAGCAGAUCGCUGAGGAAAAGAACACAUUUGCAAUAUUACUUGAAGAAGAGCGGGCAAACUCAAUGCAAUAUGAAACCAGGAUUGAGAAACUGGAAAAGGCAAACGAGAAGCUACAGCUCAGCAGGAAAAAGAUUCAGGAUGCACUCACUAAGACUACUGCUCUCCUGGAUGAGGCCAAGAUUCGUGAAGACGCCCGAAAUGUUCAGCGCAAAUGUCUUGAAAAAGAAUACUCAGCACUAAAAGACGAGAGCAAGACGCUUAAAGUAACUAUUAAGGACUGGGAGGACAAACACAAGGAGCUGAGCGAGCAGAUUAAAAGCUAUCAUAAGUCUCAGAAAGAUCUGGAGGAUUCGUUGGUGCUCAAAGAUCACAAUGUAGAGGUGCUGUCUGAACUUCUGGCAGACUUGGAUGCUUGUGAUCCACAAAAAGGUGACAACAAACUUUUAACCAAUGGAGCAGCAGAUAAGAAAACAGCCAUAAAGAACAGGAUUAAACAGAUGAUGGAUGUUUCUCGGGUCCAGACCACUCUUGCAGUCGUUGAAGAGGAGCGUGAUCGCUUCAUGUCUAAACUCCUGAAUGAAGAAAAGUCUAGAAAGGGAUUAGAAGAGCAACACCAGGAGCUGGAACACGCCAUUGCAACUUUAAAAAGCGAGAAGAGCCACGUGGAGAACCAGUUCAAAAUCCUGCAGCAGAAAAAUGAAAUCAUGGUUGAAAUGUACCAUCAAAAGGAAAAUGCUCUCCAACAGAGACUAACCAAGGAGGAGCUGGAGCGACGCAGCAAAGAGAAUAUGCUGUCUGAGGUGGGAGGAAAAGCUCUGGAAGCAGAGGAGCAGGUCAAAGUUUUAAGGCAGCGCAUCAGUGAAAUGGAGGAGCAGAUGAAGAAGACUGAGGAAGUUUACAAAGAGCAGAUAAAGGAGCAAGAAAACAAAACUCACUCAAACUGGGUGACCGCUCGCAACGCAGAGAGAGCGUUGAAUCAAGAGAAACUGGAAUCGUCCAAGCUCCAUGAGAAGCUCACUGUGCUAUCCUCGCAGCUGAAUGAUCGGCGCUCUUCUCUCUUCAGACCGAACUCUGGACAACCUGCAGGUCCUCGCCAAGGUGAUUCAUAUGGGCCUUCACCUGUCAGUGGGGGAGCACCUUCCCCUCCAAUAAUGAUCGAGGGCCCUAGGCGCCCUCCGUCGGCUCCUGUGGGGCGAAGAAUUGACCCGUAUGGGCCUCGACCACCGUCAGAGCCCCACGGUCGCUACGCCGAGAAUAAACACAUCCCUGGGAUGGACAUGAUGGGUCCUCGCAGCUCGUCACCCGCCAACAUGGACACAUCUACACAAGAAGUAGAUCCACAGGUUAAAGCAGAGGCUCAGGCUGAGGCCUCCACAGAGAGUCCAGAGCCAGGACCUGGAUCCUUCAUAGUGUCUCCAAUCCGGGACUCGUCCGCCUCCAAGCUCCCGGUACCACCACAUGACCCACUACUCCCUCCUGGACGUCUACCACCACCCGGACCUUACAGACCUCCACGGCCUGGUCCCUACCACCUGCCACCUGGUCCUCCGCCCCCAAACCUACCUCCUCUUCCAUUACCAGUUAACGGACAUCCAGGAAUGCCUCUGCCUGGACCAAUGGGAGGAGACUUUGGGCCUCGACCUGCAAAUGGACAUGCAUUCCCGCCCAGACUCGGCCCUGGCCAUGUUAUGGAUCCCCGAGGUCCACCUCCACCAAAUUUCCGUCCCCCUCCGUCUCAUCUUUAUAGACCGAUGCCUCCACCACACGGUCUCCGUGGGCCUGUUGGACCACGUCCUCCCAUCCCUCCUGACAUGCGCUUCCCACGUGACCACGCCUUCCCACCAAUGGACCUGCCCCCAGGUGUCCAUCCCCUACCGGCAUAUGCUGGCGACGCUUAUGGUCAAGUCCCGCCCAAUGUCCUCCAGAACUCAGCAGGCACUCACAGCAGCUCCGGCCAGGACCUGCAUGUGAAGCAGGAGGCUCCUCAGGACUCAGCAAGACCAGCCACGGUCCAGCCUUAAAAAUAAACGUCACCAGCUCCAGCAGAGGACUCGACCAUUACGCCCC
Messenger RNA from Solea senegalensis (Senegalese sole), 2431 nucleotides. Its product is annotated as transport and Golgi organization protein 1 homolog. The transcript is spliced from 23 exons. Gene Ontology annotation, biological process: endoplasmic reticulum to Golgi vesicle-mediated transport; vesicle cargo loading; protein secretion. Gene Ontology annotation, cellular component: endoplasmic reticulum membrane; endoplasmic reticulum exit site. The record is from RefSeq and is a predicted model, not a curated record. The coding region runs from base 1 to 2385 and encodes 794 amino acids. Lineage: Eukaryota; Metazoa; Chordata; Actinopteri; Pleuronectiformes; Soleidae.